AUUCUUUCUCCAUCCAACAUCGAGAGGGGCCCCCUGAGAAGCGAGCCAUAAUGGCCAGCCUGAAGAAAAGGAUGCUCAAGAUCCUUACCCUUCUGAUCUUGCUCAUCUUCGUUACUUCCUUCUUCCUAAACUUAUCCCUCAUCCUGGUCCCCACUACCUGGAUCCCCAAGCAGCUUGUGCAGGAGCUCUCAGAAAACUUUAAGAAGUUCCUAAAAUACCCCCACAGGGGCUGCAGCUGUACACGCUGUAUCGACGAACAAGGUUUCUCAUCCUGGUUCGACAGCAGGUUCAACAGGUCCAUGCCACCACUGCUGACGGUGCAGAAUGCCUUCCUAGAAGAAGACACAUAUAAGUGGUGGCUGCGACUCCAAGGGGAGAAGCAACCCAGUUACUUUAAUGAUACCGUCAGGGGGCUCUUCCAGGUGGUCCCUGGGAACACAGACCCCCUUCUGGAAAAGAGGCUGGUGGACUGUCGGCGCUGUGCAGUGGUGGGCAACUCUGGAAACCUUCGAAAUUCUUGGUAUGGCAACCAGAUCGAUGACCAUGACUUCGUGAUAAGGAUGAACAAAGCCCCUACAGCAGGCUUUGAAGCCCACGUCGGGAGCAAGACCACCCACCACCUUCUGUACCCUGAGAGCUACCGAGAGCUUGGGGAGAAUGUCAGCAUGAUCUUGGUCCCCUUCAAGACUUUGGACCUGGAGUGGGUGGUCAGUGCCACCACCACAGGCACCAUCUCCCACACUUAUGUUCCUGUACCCAAGAAAAUCAAAGUGAAAAAGGAGAAGAUCCUAAUCUACCACCCAGCCUUCAUCAAGUACGUCUUUGACAGCUGGCUUCAGGGCCAUGGACGGUACCCCUCUACCGGCAUCCUCUCCAUUGUCUUUGCACUGCACAUCUGUGAUGAGGUGGAUCUAUAUGGCUUCGGGGCAGACAGCAAAGGGGACUGGCAUCAUUACUGGGAGACCAACCCCUCUGCAGGGGCUUUCCGCAAGACUGGUGUGCACGAUGGCGACUUUGAGUCUAAUGUGACCACCAUCUUGGCCUCCAUCAACAAAAUCCAGGUCUUCCAUGGAAGAUGACAAGGCCCAGCUUGGAGAUUCUCCUUUCCACGGCAGCCCCAGGUGUUCACUAGAGCCAUGUGUUCCAAGAGCUUCCAAGACCAACCUCGAGAGAGGGGGUCCAGCCUCUCCUACUCCAACAUUGGGCAGCUUCUGUUGAACGAAGCCAGCUCCUAGGGCUGCAGAACAUGUGUGGGAACCAGCAUUGGGUAGGAGGACCUGCUCUACUCCAGGGCAGGGACACUGUGGGGGACAUAAUGGGAGUGUGUGGGGAGGUGUCAGACCCUGCAAUCUUCCACGUUCCUAAAGGAAGACAGUCUCCAAGAAGAUGGGAUGCAUCUGUCCUCGGCCAAGGUCAUGGUGCAGACUUUGCAUCUGGUGCUCCUGGCACAAUUCUCAGUGAGGACAGCCACUUUGGGACUGACCCCGGUGGACACUGAGGAUUAGAAGACCUCUCUCUGCAUGAUGCUGGCCUUCUCCACCUGGGGGCAUGGCCUCCUCUCCCUUUGCUUCCAAAGCUCAUGUCAAAUGGCCACGAGCUGUGAGUGUGCCAUCCAUAGGGCAGCAUGAGCACUGGGUCAGGUGCCUCUACCAUGCCAGGUGCCUCAAUGUGAAGGAAUCGUUCUAUGACCCAAAUCCCAGUGGGCAGCAGCCCUUGCGACUUCCUCGUGCCUUUGUCUUGGGAGGGGAGCAACAUGGGCUCUGCAGAUGAGACCCUGCACCAUACAGCCUUUGCUCGCUGAUUGGGUUCCUCCUUUCUAAUUUCCUGAGCCAGCUCAUCAGUGGGAACAUGUCUCGGAAGAUACUGAUGCCAUCCUGAGGACCAUUGGCCAUGACACGGCCCCUUAUCCUAUCCCAGAGUACUGGAUGUGGUACCCCACAUCCCACCUUCCAAGUUGACCUCCAAGUGAGUCGCCUUAGGCUGGCUUUACCCUGUGAUGGUUGCAUGGCCCAGGUCACAAGGUGCCCAGAUGACUGCACAGGAGAAAUCAUACCUCAUACCCUGGCUCCCCCAACCUAUUCUUUUGUUUGACUUGUCUGCUUUACUGGUUAUUUAUUGAUUUGUGCUUUUAAUUCAGCUGACCUUGUAUGCACUUUGUAGCUCUAAUGCCCAUCCUGAUCUUCCCAUCAAUCUUACUCUUGCUUCUGCAGAGUGGCAAAUUUCAAGCCAACCUUUUAGAUAUCUACAGGCCUGGAUCUUUGGAGGGGUCUAGGGUUCACUGAUGAACAGAUCCUGGCAUGUCAGGAUGGUGUUUCCCUAUCCCACCUCUUCCAGUUUUACUUUCUUCUUUACUCAUUGUGAGUCCAUGUCAGCUAGGAAUCUCCAAAACUCAGGGGUAACAUCUAUGGACUAGGUAAAGAGUGGAGUCACAGCAUAGGAAGAGAGGUUGUUGACUCCGGUUUCUGAUAGUCAACAGAGCCAAAGCGCUUUUCCUUUGAGCACAUUUGCUAAGAGACCAUUGCCACCUGGAACAGAUGGAGCAUGAAGGUGCAUUGUCAGGAACACAGGACUUCUCCUUCCCUAAGGUUAGUCCUGCUUUUUUGCUGGCCACUCUCUGCAGACAGGAAAGGAGCAUAGCAGCCACCAAUGGCAUCAGGUAAUUUACAAGAGUUCCUAGAAAUUGCACGUCUUGUCUUUCCCCUUUGUCUGUACAAGUGGGUAUUUUCUUAGGCAGAUGUCCCUGGCACUUUUAAAAGGAUUCUCCAGGAUUCAGAAUCCAGAAAAUGUUUAGAAAUAAAAACAAACCUUAUCAUCCUCCAAAAUAUCAGGGUCUGAGACUCAUAUACAGUCACUGUGUCCUUUAUGACACCAUGAACACCGUGUCAAAGUCAGGCUCUCAAUGGUGCUUGGAGGCAAAGUCUCUGUGGGCAUCUGCCAGUCAGCCAGUUAAUUCCAGGGACAGAGCUGGAAAGAAAACUUUGGUUGACACUAAUUGGAGCAUGAAUUUCUGAGCUGUCAGCUGGUCCUACAAGCUGAAUAUGCUUAGGAGAAUAGGGACAGAAUGAGCACUCUGCUUCGCAACUCAUCAUUAGGAUGAUGAGGAAGGAGGCUGUGGUCAUGGCUGGGCUGGAAGCCGACCUGCCUGGCUUACAAUCCAGCCUAUGUUCAGUUUCCUAUUCUCUCCCUCCUAUGAGGCCCUUCAAGUGAGAGGUAGGUGCCUUCCAUACACAGCAUCUUCCUCUCCCAUUGUAUAGAUGAGAAAAAGCAAGACUGAGAGGUAAAAUGACUUUGGAGGUGAAAAUAAAAAUGACAAUUGGCACCAGUCAAACCAGUGAGGAAAUCGAGUUUGCUUUUCUCAGCAAGGCACCCAUUGACAUCUCCAUACUGAGAAUCUGUUUGCAGGUUUUAGGUUAUGCUUUGCUUCAUUCCCAGUCCAAAUGCCU
This is a messenger RNA of Suncus etruscus (white-toothed pygmy shrew), 3443 nucleotides long. RefSeq names its product ST3 beta-galactoside alpha-2,3-sialyltransferase 1 (gene ST3GAL1). Bases 51 to 1079 code for a protein of 342 amino acids. The transcript has 6 exons. Gene Ontology annotation, molecular function: beta-galactoside (CMP) alpha-2,3-sialyltransferase activity. The record is from RefSeq and is a predicted model, not a curated record. NCBI's taxonomy places the organism in Eukaryota, Metazoa, Chordata, Mammalia, Eulipotyphla, Soricidae.